This is a messenger RNA of Cheilinus undulatus (humphead wrasse), 5320 nucleotides long. It is a transcript of the gene cyp2r1, whose product is annotated as vitamin D 25-hydroxylase. The coding region runs from base 63 to 1622 and encodes 519 amino acids. Gene Ontology annotation, biological process: xenobiotic metabolic process. Gene Ontology annotation, cellular component: cytoplasm; intracellular membrane-bounded organelle. The record is from RefSeq and is a predicted model, not a curated record. The transcript is spliced from 5 exons. Gene Ontology annotation, molecular function: heme binding; iron ion binding; oxidoreductase activity, acting on paired donors, with incorporation or reduction of molecular oxygen, reduced flavin or flavoprotein as one donor, and incorporation of one atom of oxygen. NCBI's taxonomy places the organism in Eukaryota, Metazoa, Chordata, Actinopteri, Labriformes, Labridae.
CUCUGAAGAGCAGCCGAAGUCAGCAGGGGAAGUCCAGCAGCGAGGAGUGGCUUUUGGAAAAGAUGGUUUCUAUUAAACCUCCGGCUCUGGUGCCGGUUUCCUGCGCGCAGGCUCUGCUCAGUGUGGGCUGCGUGGCUGUCGCCCUCCUCGCCUUCCUGCUGGUUCGUCAGCUCGUCAAGCAGAGAAGACCCCCGGGAUUUCCUCCUGGUCCAUCUCCCAUCCCUGUUAUAGGAAACAUUUUUUCUCUGGCCACCGAGCCGCACGUCUUUCUCAAGAAGCAGAGUGAAGUUCAUGGACAGAUUUUAAGUCUUGACCUUGGCGGCAUCUUGGCUGUAGUAUUAAAUGGCUAUGACUCAGUGAGGGAAUGCCUUUACCAUCAGAGUGAGGUGUUUGCUGAUCGCCCAUCGCUGCCUCUGUUCAAGAAAAUGACCAAAAUGGGAGGGCUUCUUAAUUGUAAAUAUGGCAAAGGCUGGAUCGAGCACCGUAAACUGGCUUGCAACUCUUUCCGAUACUUCGGCAGCGGCCAGAGACAGUUUGAAAGGAAGAUCUCAGAGGAAUGCAUGUUCCUAGUCGAUGCCAUUGACGAACACAAGGGAAAGCCCUUCAAUCCUAAGCACCUUGUGACCAACGCUGUGUCCAACAUCACCAACCUGAUCAUUUUUGGACAGCGUUUCACCUACGACGACAGCAACUUUCGGCACAUGAUCGAGAUAUUCAGUGAAAACGUGGAGCUAGCUGUUAGCGGCUGGGCCCUCCUCUAUAACGCUUUCCCUUGGAUUGAGUAUGUGCCCUUUGGGAAGCACCAGAAGCUUUUCCGCAAUGCUGCUGAGGUGUACGACUUUCUACUGGAGGUCAUCAAGGGUUUUUCUCAGGGCAGGGUGCCACAUGUUCCUCGCCACUAUGUUGAUGCCUAUUUGGAUGAGUUGGAGCAGAAUGUAGGUGACCCCAGUUGCUCUUUCUCCUAUGAGAACCUCAUCUAUUCAGUAGGAGAGCUCAUUAUAGCUGGCACAGAGACCACAACUAACACACUGCGCUGGGCCAUGCUCUAUAUGGCUCUUUACCCCAACAUUCAAGAGAGGGUGCACAAGGAGAUCGACAGUGUCCUGACCAAUGGACGGGCGCCCACAUUAGAAGAUAAACAGAAGAUGCCAUAUGUGGAGGCAGUUCUGCACGAGGUCCUCCGCUUCUGUAACAUCGUCCCACUAGGCAUUUUCCGUGCCACCUCCCAGGAUGCAAAAGUCAAUGGAUACACAAUUCCCAAAGGCACCACGGUGAUCACAAACCUGUACUCUGUGCACUUCGAUGAGAAGUACUGGACAGAUCCAGGCAUCUUCUUACCACAGAGGUUCCUGGACAGCAAUGGCAACUUUGUAAGGCGUGAAGCCUUCCUGCCAUUCUCUAUGGGGAGGCGUCACUGCCUUGGCGAACAGCUGGCCAGGAUGGAGAUGUUCCUCUUCUUCACCACUUUGUUGCAGAGGUUUCAUCUCCAGUUCCCUCCAGGAACAGUCCCCACUGUCACUCCCAAACUUGGCAUGACCCUGCAGCCCAAACCUUACUCCAUCUGUGCCAUCCGCAGGCAGCAGAAAAGCUCCUGCUCAGGACACACUCCUUAUUGCAAGUAGCAAACAGGAAGUUAUUACAGUAUGUGCAGCUGUUCCAGCCAGAAUUUUACUAUUUUGCACAGAAAUGCAACAACAAGAUACAUGUGCAUGAAACUGUAUCACUCUGGACUGCAGAGUCCUGUUCUGGUUCAUACAGUUUUUCCAAAGGACUUUCAGAGAAAGGAGUAGCUCUUUACAUAGUUAUUCAUUUAGUUUCAAGGUCUUUAACGUAGCAAUAUGCAUUUUUGCACAAUACUUUUAAGCAUCAGGAGAUGUGACGAGACUGUGAGCUGCAUUGACUCCCUGGGAACACGAGUGCGCUAUUGAUUUAGUUCCCAGAGUCUCUUGGAACUCAGAGAGUGAAAUGUCUAUGAACCUUGGUGUGGUGGCGAUGGGUUAGGUAUAUGUCAAUGAUUGAUAGUAAGUACACCUAUGAUGGUUCAUGGCCCUGCCUUCUCAGGACAGCUUCAGGUCAGACAGAUGACACCAGCAAUUUGAAAUAGGCCUAACAGACUUUCCAAGAAAAAGUUCUGCACACUGUGUAUUGGAGCUGGACACGGUCCAAGAUUUACGUCAUCUGGACUGACUCUGACCUUUCUCCAGGGAUAGCGCUUGAUGGAAAAAUCUUUUUCUUGGAAGACUAAUGUAACCCCUCCUGGAUUUCUAGAAACUGACUAUGCAACACUGGUUUCUGCCAAAUGGUGCUUAUCAGUACUGACAAAGUACUGCAUUUGUGUUUGAGGUUAAUAUUUGUGUGUCCUUUUUUAAAAAAAAUACUGAAGGUAUGACUUUUUUGUGUAUUCAUUAAGUCUUUUGUAAGAUAUUAACUUUUGACUAUUUCUUAACAGAUUAAACCAGAAUAUAAUGGUACAAAAAAAUCUCACCUUUAUCCCUGAUGUGUUGUCCACAUACUUAUGAUAUUAUCUUAAUGGUAAAUGGACUUGAGCUUGUAUUGCGCUUUGCAGUCUUCAAAGAAAACCUACCCAUUCACACACUUAUGGCAAAGUUUUUUUUUGUUUUUUUUUAAAGGUUUAUUUUUGGGCAUUUUGUGCCUUUAUUUGAUAGAGGAGAGGACAGUGGAUAGAGUUGGAAACAGGGAAGAGAGUGGGGAAGGGCCUCAGGCCAGAUUCGAACCCGGGCUGCCUGCGUACAUGGGGCGCGUGCGCCUUAUCCAUUCUGCCACCUGCGCCCCUACUGAUGGCAAAGUCUGCAAUGGACAACUGGCUAUCAGUAAAUGCUAAUCCCAUUCACACACAUCCAUACACAUUUACACACCACUGAUGCAGCAGUAGGAGCAAAGUGGGGUUAAGUGUCUUGCCCAAGGACACAUCGACAUGCAACUGCAGGGGAUCAAACCCACAGCCUUUCGAUUGCUAGACAACUCUACCAGCUUAGCCACAGUCGCCCCAUAAUCAGUCCAAAACAGCCUCAUGAUUUCCAGGAAGUAGGACAUCUUUAUACUUUAAACCUGCAGCCCCCCUGCCCAUAUUCUGAGUUUAUGUCUCCAUUUAGAAAUGCAAUCCACUCUCAGUACUCUCAGUUCACCAUUUUAUCGGCUGUUAUACAGUUGCUGUUGACAUUGCAGGUAGCUGGCUAAAUUUUCACUUUUCUAAGAAAACAACAUUGGAUCUUAACUUGUUUUUUUUUUUUUUUUUUUUUUUCAAAAAUCUUGUUCCUUUGAUGUUUUAAAUUGUACCAUAUCCAUGGACUGCCUUGGUUAGGGUCUGCCCCCCCCCAUCACUCUCUCAUCCCUAUUUCUGACUCUAAUUACUGUCCUCCUCUCUAGAAAUAAAGGCAUAAAAUCCCCAGAAUAUAGCUUCAAAAUGAUCAGGUGUUGAAUUUCCAACCCUUAUAAUGUAAAAAAUUAAAAUAAGAAAGACGUUAACAAAAUUAAAGGUACAAACAUCCUGUAAGGACAGGAAUCCAAUAACAUUGCAAAGGUGAUAAAUCAGCCAUAUUCUUUUUUUGUAAUCAGGCAGAACCAUCUUGCAAAGCUCCAAUCUUUCGAUUGUGUCCACACUGAGAAUGGACCAACCAAUAAGUAUCAUUUAAGGAGGACAAGGUGGUACAGGCCUGGUUUAGUUGUACUGCUCGCUGGUAAAUAAUGACGACUGGUGUAGUGAUUAGCUCUAAUGUAGCUACAGAAGCUGAUUUUUCAGAACUGGACAUUUCUUUAUUAAAAGAAGAGCAAAGAGCUGCACUGGAAGCUUUCUUAGCAUAAAAUAUGUUUUUUUUCUCAUUUCUCGACCGACCUUGUCAUGACUUUGUUUCACCUACUGGCUCCACUAACAGUUAACAACAAUAGUUAAUUCAGAACUGUGCAUGCCAACUACAUCAUACAUUUUGUUGCUUUGAUUGUCCCGUAAUGAUUGACAUGGAUAGAAUGUUUGUCCAAUCACCCUCCAAGGUUUUUUUUUUUUUUUUGCAAAGGCUGUGCCCCUCGUAAACAGACUAUGGGUAAUGCCCAGAUGAAUGUAAGACACAUCCCAUGCAAUGGAUAUAUGAAACAGCCGGGUUAGGAAUCCAUACAUUCUUUUACUCUGUUUCCCCGUGAUAAUGAGGCUACUUCUUUUUGUUUGUCUACAUCUCAAGAAAUUAACUAAUGGAAAAAAAAAACAUUGGCUUAUUCGUCUCGGAUUCCCAAGAUUAUGAGAUCCAUCUAUCCUAAAAACUGCUUAUCAUCCAAAGAUCGAUCCACUAUCUAGAUCAGUGGUUCUUAACUGGUUGGGAAUCAGGACCCACCCCAACUCUGUUUAAAAUGCACAUCAUUACAGAAGGAUUUUCUUCAUUAUCUUAGGAACAGCAGCUGUAUUAUCGAAAGAUGAGACAAAUAGUAGAAUUAUCAAGACAAAUACUGAAAUGUACUCAUUACUGUAGGAAAACAUAAGAAAUGAAUUUAUGAGUGUAUGAAUUUCUUGUAUAUCCACUUAGAGGUUCUAUACAUAGACUUUUUCCAACAUUUUUUUCUCUGACAUGUUUGUGACUCACUUGAAAUAGCUUUUGGGUCCAACCCACCAGUUGAGAACCACUGAUCUAUACUGCUUAUCAUCCGAAGCUUGAUCCGGAGGUGCAACUGGACUUGUUUUAAAGUUUUUGAAGAUGUUUUGCCUCUGCUUUGACAGGCUUCUUAAGCCUGGGGAAGGAGACGCAAAACAUCUUCAAGAACCUCAAAACAAAUCCAGUUGCUCCGCUGGAUCAGGUUUUAGAUAACAAUGACCCUGAUGAACGAGAACCUACACAGACAUUAUACUGGGGUCACAGGGGUCUGGAGCCAAUCCCAGCUGUCCCUGGGCGAAAGGUGGGGUACAGCCUGGACUGGUCACCCGUCAAUUAUAGGGCUGACAAAUAGAGACAAACAACCACUCAAACGGGCAAUUUAGAGACACCACUCAGCUGAAUGAGCCAGUUUUUAGUCUGUUGGAGGAGGCAGGAGUACCCAGAGAGAACCCAUCAAUGCAUGGGAUGAACAUGCAAACUCCAAACAAAAAAGGCCCAGUCCAAUCAGUAGCACUACUUUUAUGCACUAACCACUGAGUCACCGUGCUGCCUGAAAUAACAAGCUAAAUAAGCCAAUAUCUUAAAAAACAACCAGUUUACUUGUUAUAGUGGUAAAAAUGGAGUCAAAUAAAACAUAUGCAUAUGCACUUCUGGAGAGCACAGUUUAUAGACAGAGGAGAUAAUAUCAGGCUAAUGAGUAAAAACACUUUAAAGGUUUGCAA